Sinocyclocheilus anshuiensis is the source of this 954-nucleotide messenger RNA. Its product is annotated as mucin-1-like. Lineage: Eukaryota; Metazoa; Chordata; Actinopteri; Cypriniformes; Cyprinidae. The transcript has 8 exons. The record is from RefSeq and is a predicted model, not a curated record. The coding region runs from base 1 to 939 and encodes 312 amino acids.
AUGGCAGAAGGAUCGAGAUUGAGGUCUCUGCAGAGCAAAAUACCACUCUGGAGACUCUAUUACAGAAGCUCUUCAGCAAGAGAAAUAGCAUUCAGUGAAUUUAAAUCCCAUUUCACUCUCUUCAGCAUGAGGCACAUUAGAUUACAUUAUACCGGGGCUGCAUUCUUCUUCCUGCUGUUCUCUGCAAGAGGUGCUGAGCCCUACAGUCUUUUAAAAGUUCUCGAGAGACUCCAGGCAGCCCCUCAGAACUACCCUUCACCCCUGUACUCAUUCUCCCUCUGCAUGGAGAUCAACAACCGCGUCUUCAGCGACACCCUCCUCAACACAAACUCACAGCAGUACCAGCACAUGUAUGCAGAGGUUGCUGGAGUUCUGGACAUUGCCUUUAACUGCUCUGACUGUGACACAAGAGAAACCUACAGAGGAGUGACAAACAUACAGUUCAGUAACGGGUCUGUGAUCGCAAAUUGUACCAUCCAGUUCCAGACCAUUUUUAUCAACCAUGUUGUGAUCAAGCAUUUGUUCCUGAGGGCUGUAGAUAAUAACACUCAGCUGAAUGGUCUUGCAGUCAACAGACAGUACACUGCUGAAACAGUCAAACCUGCCUGGCUUUUUCCAAAAUCCUCAACUCCGUUGGCAGAAACUAGUGUUCAGGGGCUUCCUGGUUGGGCCAUUGCAUUGUUAGUGCUAGCAUGCAUCAUCAUCCUGCUUCUCCUCAUCAUCUUACUACUGAUAUGCUUUUGGUGCUGUAGGAGAAAAGCAAAAAAGGAAGAAACACAAACCGUAGCACCGUAUGAAAGAACGUCUUUCAAAGAACAUCUUGCCAAUCCCACAUAUAUGUCACACACACCUGAGAGGAGCCCCAACUACCGGAGCUUGGGAGAACCGGAAGCACAACCUGGCAACCAAUCCGGGAUCUACAUGAAUCCUCAGAGAUGAAAACCACAACAGCAC